Messenger RNA from Schistocerca nitens (vagrant locust), 1201 nucleotides. RefSeq names its product cuticle protein 21-like. The transcript is spliced from 4 exons. Bases 52 to 1047 code for a protein of 331 amino acids. Gene Ontology annotation, cellular component: extracellular matrix. Lineage: Eukaryota; Metazoa; Arthropoda; Insecta; Orthoptera; Acrididae. The record is from RefSeq and is a predicted model, not a curated record.
UUCCAGCCGGUGCUGGAGCCAGUCGCCCACCAGUCGUCUCCACAAGCCGACAUGGCUAUUCAGGUACUUCUUUACGCAUGCGCGCUGCUGGGCGCGGCCAGUGCGGGCUACCUGGGCUCUCCCGCCGUCUCCUACUCGGCGGCUCCCGCCCUACGAGGCGGCCUUCCUUACAACGCCGGACUCGGACUCACAGGAGGCCUGGGCGGAGGUGCCGCUGCUUCCGCUGCCGCCGCCGCCGCCGCUGCAGCCGCUAGGGCCAGACUCUCUGGUGCCGGCAUCAGUGGCUAUGCUCCUGGCUACACUGGCGCAUUAGGAGGUGCCUAUCCUGGUGUUGGUGGUGCCUACUCUCGCCUUGCCACUGGCUACUCUGGUGUAGCUCCUGGCUACACUGGCGCUCUAGGAGGUGCCUAUCCUGGUGUUGGUGGUGCCUACUCUCGCCUUGCCACUGGCUACUCUGGUUUGGCUCCUGGCUACACUGGCGCUCUAGGAGGUGCCUACCCUGGUGUUGGUAUUGGUGGUGCCUACUCUCGUCUCGCUCCAGGCUACGCUGGCGCCGCCCCUGGCUACGCUGGUCUGGCCGCUGCACGUUACGCUGGUGGUCUGGGCCGCCUGGCCGGUGGGCUGCCCGCCGAGCUGGCUGACCCGUACUACGACCCCAACCCGCAGUACAGCUUCAGCUACAGCGUCAGCGACGCCCUGACCGGCGACGCCAAGCAGCAGCAGGAGAGCCGCAGCGGCGACGUGGUCGAGGGCAGCUACAGCCUGGUCGAGCCCGACGGCAGUGUGCGCACUGUCCAGUACACGGCCGCCCCUGGUGAAGGUUUUAAUGCUGUCGUCUCCAAGGAUGGUGUCCCAACUGGGCCUGCCCCCCUGGGAGCUGCUGUCGUUCCUGCCGCUGCCUCUGCUCGAAACAUUCUUCCAGGAGGCAUACUUCCUGGAGCUGCACGCUCUCUGCUGUCUCCAGCUGCCACUGCUGGAGUCUACGGAGCACCUCUGAAGACGGCGCAUGCCUCCCUCGCCACGCCACACGCAAAGGUACACUACUAGUGCCCUCGCAAGCUGAUACCUUGUAAAUGUGACCACCGAAUGUAUUGCGAAAAUGGCUCUCAUGUAGCAAUAAAAUGUACAUAUUUACGAAUUGCUCUGUCAAUUUAUCACUGUAAUAUUUGUAUAAAAAUAAAAUUAUCUGUCCUUAUUUGAA